CAAAAGAUGAUCCUGCUAAUGCAAAUUCCUGGAUAUUGAUGAAUUUAUCUGCUGAGGAUGAAGCCCUGACUAUGGUUGAAGCACUGACUAUGAUGAAAGAACUGCUGGAUUAUGGGCCUCGGAAGCUGAUGCAAUGGGAACAAAACUGAAAGAAAGAUUGAAAAUCCUCAUGCAUGUUUCAAUUUUUGAUUGAAAACAGUGGUACAUGUGGUCCAGUGAUCGAGGUGCAGUGGUACAAUCUAAAGGUUACAAAUUCAAUUCCUGGACCUUUACUUAAAACUGUUUGGCUUAGAAAUUAGUUCUAGAACUUGCUAAAGUAGAAGAGGUAUAAUGCAUAAAAGCUAGAAGGCGGUUGCUGACACAUUUCUAAGUAUGAGGGAUGCAUUUUAUGUGAGGGUAAAUUAUGCGUACAUCUUGUCUCCGAUCCCGUCCAUUGCGGGAGCUUUGUGUACGACUACUGUUGAUUACCUUUGAAUACAGAGAAGGAAUAUGAAUAUUUGGUAAGUUUUCUUUAAGGAACAUUGUGGGUAUUUCUCAUUUUCUUAAAAUUAUUCUAGCCGUCUAGGUACAUGCAUGAAUCUCUUGAAUUUUGCAUGACAUGUUUAGAAAGUUCUCUUUCUAGAAAUUCCAUUGUGGGUAUAAUAAAAUACAUAAUUGGAAGAAUAUAAUAUCGAAAUAGCUAAUUAUUCUUUUUGUUUAUUGAAAUUCUUCAUGCAUGUAUGGCUAUAUAGACAUACCUUCUUCUUCUUUUUUACAGUUUUGCAAAUGCAUGACAUGUUUAGAAAGUUAUCUUUCUAGAAAUUCCAUUGUGGGUAUAAUAAAAUACAUAAUUGGAAUAAUAUAUCGAAAUAGCAAAUUAUUCUUUUUGUUUAUUCUUAAAAUUCUUCAUGCAUGUAUGCUAUAUAGACAUACCUUCUUCUCCUUUUUUACAGUUUUGCAAAUGUCCAUAGUUAGGGGCCUUUUGAUGCGAUGGAUAGAUGCAACUAUUAUAGGAUUUUCACUUACAUAGUUGAACUUUCAAGUACUUUCUAAAUUUAUUGGAUAUUUCUUAUCUUUUUUUUUUCCACUUUAUUAGUCUACCCUACUUCUUCGCAACACCCAAAAUGCCCUCAUUCCCACUAAGGUUCUGUUUGGUAUGGCGUCCUGGCUUUGGAACAAUGUUUGUGUAAAGAAAAUGCCGUCACAUUUUUAAUUUUAUAUGGUUUGCUAAGUAUCAUCUCACAUGCACAAAGUUGGUGUGUAAGAGUUGUUUUUAUUGUUUUAUAUUUAUUUUUUGUUAAUUGUAUGGAUAUAAUGAAAUUCGGAACGAAACCUCAAUUGACGAUCUAGAUCGUAUGUAGUUUCGAAUCCCGAGUUCGAGUCUCAUCUCCCUUCCAUGAUAAAAAAAAAAAGGUAAUGUAAUUCGGAGAUAUUGGGUGUUGUUGGAAGGCCUUGCACCCUCCUCUACUAUGAAAAACGGGAAUGUGAUGGUUUUGAACCCCCGGCAUGGUAAGGAUUUCAACUUCUACUCGAACUUGUAUUGUUGCGAUUUUCCUUAUUUAGUAACCAAUUGAGUACUUGUUAGUACUUUUAAAAAAUUAUUGACUAAUUUACUUCAUAAAUCUGCUUAUAGGGGAAAGUUACAUUAAAAAUCGUUGUUCACUAGAAAUUGUUGUUGCGCCAAACGGAUCCUAAGUUGACAAUUAACUCAAACAGACUGAACAGUCGCAAUCCUCACUACGGAGUCCUUUGUGGUAAUUUCACUCACCCCUAAAAAAUGGUAAAUCCAAAAAUAUCCGUCACUGCACAAUCUCUCUCUAGACUAUAAAAGCGUACUAGAGGGGAGGGAAAUAGCCGCUCCUUUUAAUCUUCUUCAUCGAACCAAUUUCGGACCCCAAAUCAAUCUACACCGUCCUUCUCAUAUUCCAACGGCCGCGAUUAGUCAAGUAGUUACACCAGUUUCUCUUCUGCUCAUAAACCCUAGCCCCCACGAUAGAUACACUACUCUCCCGCGCCACUCUCUCUUCUUCUUCUCUGCAACACCAUCAACAAGAACUACGUGACACCCAUAAUUCUGCCAGAUCUUGGAUCUCUAGAGCGAGAGAGACCACAAAUCUUCUCUCUUCGUAAAGAGAACCAUUUAUCUUCGUCGUCAUGGGUUCUUCCUUUUAAAUUUUGAAUCUCCGUCGAUCGGUCUACGAUCCGCUUUUUUUUUUUUUUUUUUUUUUGUGUUUUUCUGGGUUCACUCUGUUUUUAGUCUGAUCCGAGUCGAGACUGAGUCGGUCCGAGUGUACGGUUCAACUCACUGAGUCGGUCGCUUUGAUCUUCUUUGAGACUUGAGAAGUAUGCUGGGCGGGCUAGCUUUUCAUUACGUGUCACUUGGAUAAUGAGACCACGUGGCAGUGUGAACGAGUCAAGACGGGAACUCAGUGAGUUGGUGUCCGGGUCAAGAGAGGUCAGUGGUUCGAGUGGAACAUUCGAUAAGCGAUUUCGUUCGACGAAGAGCAGCACGCCAAUGCUUUCGGUUGGUAUGCGGCGUAGUACAAGGGUGUUUGGGAUGGCGAAAGGGGGGGACAGUGCGCUUGUGUUGCGGUCAGGGCGCCGCCUCUUCCCGGAAUCUGGUGAGAACAGAGGCAGGAGAGUCAACGACGGGGAUGAUUGGUGCCAUCCUAUGAAGAAUAAGAACAACAGUAUUAGGAACAGCAACGAUGGCAAGAGUAGCACCACCAUUAACGACAAGAGGGGACAAAAUGGAUGGGCCCGUGAUGUUGAAGUGAAUCCAGGCGUUAUCAAUGUCGACGGUGCUGAAAUUGAAGUGUCCACAGACGUUAAAAUUGAGCAUUCGAAAGAUAGAAAGAUGUUUGGGCUUGUUUACAGUAGGAAAAGGAAGGAAAGAGAUGUGCAGUGUCAUGAAAGUUCUGGUGGUUCAGAGAAUAGGAAGCAGAGGAUGCGUCUGUAUCAUCGUAGGCAAUGGAAGAAGAAUGAUAGGAGUGUGCUUGGUAUGGAGCGAGAGGGGAUGGAUGGGAUUCCUUGCAUGCUUGCUGUUGUUGUUGAGGGUACUUGUGGUGGCUCUUCUCUAUGGUUUUCUUGCUUUCUGCGGGUUGUUUUAAGUUACAUGAAGAGGGCUAUCGUGAGGUUGUCCCAGCUUACUGCAUUUCUAUCAACGGAGCCAGUUUACAAUGCUUAUGCUUCUCAGGGCAUUCGUUUCUUGCAGGGCCCUCCUCUUCCUGGCAAGGGAGUUUGCAAGUUUUUUGCAGCCAGGCAGUUUGUACCAUUGUUUUCUGUUAAUUUUUCUGCGGUUCCAGGGUGUUUUACUUACAUGCAUCAAAUUAUGCAUUUUAGAAUUAGUUUUCGGUUAUUUGGACUUGUAAAUAAGGCAAUGAGCCAAAUGGAUGCGGACGCAACUGGUGGAAUAACGUCUGAUGAUGAAGAAUCAGAUGUGCGCAUCCCUUCAGACUGUAUUUUGUCUGGAAAUAUGCCAAGACUUCCUGAAGUUGAUAGUUUUGUUAACAGGCUGGUAUUACAUUCACCUGUUAGAGGCCGAAAUACUCAGACCCGGAAUGGAAUAAAUUCUAGGAGUAUACAGAAAAGGAGGAGUUCCUCGACGAGGAGGAAAGCUAGAAAUCUUUCACCUGUCAUUAUGCACAAAGCCAAUGGAGCUUUGGUUUCUGAUCUCAUCUGUAGUAGGAAAAAUGGCAUUCCUUUCUCCUCUGUGGUGUCUAAGAAUAAGAUUAGGAGUUCAAUUCGGCGUGAAUCCACUCCUAAUCUUAGACAACUGAGGACUACCGUGGUUGGAUUGCCAGUAAAUGCUGGCUUGUCCACUUGCUCUGCGAACUUAUUAAUUAUUGAAUCAGACAGAUGUUACAGGGAAGCUGGAGCCACUGUUAUAUUAGAAAUAUCCGACUCAAGAGAGUGGUCGCUUGCGAUCAAGAUAGGUGGAUCAACAAAAUUCACUCACAAAGCGGAGAAAGUUAUGAGGCCAUGCUCAUGCAACCGCUUUACGAAUGCUAUUAUAUGGUCUGGGGAUGAUAAUUGGAAGUUGGAGUUUCCUGACCGGCAGGAAUGGUUCAUUUUCAAGGAUCUUUACAAGUAUUGUUCUGAUCGAAAUGUGGCCAUUUCUGUGGUGAAGGCCAUCCCUGUUCCUGGAGUACAUGAAGUGUCAGGUUAUGAAACUAGCAACGAAGCUCCAUUUCGCAGACCAGUUUCGUACAUUUCUAUUAAAGACAGCGAGAUUGCAAGAGCUAUGGCAAAGAGAUCUGCAAAUUAUGACAUGGAUUCUGAAGAUGAGGAAUGGCUGAGGGAAUUCAAUAAUGAAUCUGCCAAAGAUGAAGUUAAUGAGCAGGUUUCUGAGGAUAAGUUUGAGUUAAUGGUUGAUACCUUCGAGAAAGCCUGUUACCACAGUCCAGUUGGUCUUAUAGAUGAUAAAGCCUAUAUUGAUUUAUGUUUGGAUCUCGGCGCGAAGGAAGUAGUUGAAUCUGUGUAUAAUUAUUGGAUGAAAAAACGGAAGCAAAAACGGUCGGCACUGCUUAGGGUUUUCCAGGUUCAUCAAGUGAAGAAAGGUUCACCGGUUCCAAAGCCGCCUCUACGCAAAAAAAGAUCAUUCAAAAGACAGGCAAGCCAGCUCGGAAAAGCCAAACAACCAAUUUCCUUGCAAGCUAUAGCUAAGCGGGAUGCUUUGGAAGAAAAGAAUGCCAUGCUUAAAGUCAAGGAAGCUAAGAUCACCGCAAACAGAUCCAUGGGAUCGGCUGUUCGGAAAAGGAAAAGAGCUCAGCUUUAUAUGGAGAAUGCCGAUUUGGCAAUUUACAGAGCUGUUACGGCUUUUAGAAUUGCGGAAACUGCUAAAUUAUAUGGAUUACCUGAUGAUUUUGAUGCUGCGGCUGACUUUUGGGAUUUUUAUUCUUGAAGCUAAUUGAGAUGGCCAGUUGAAUUAUUUUGGCAAGGACCACAGCCUCGGGAUUUUUUUUUGUUAGAGCCUGUUGAGGACAAGCUUUGAAGAAAGUAUUGUGUUCUUGUAUAGAUUCAAAGGUAUUGUCCUUGUAUAGAUGUUGAAUUCAAUGUAAAUUCUGUGUCAUUAGAACCACAGCAACUGUUUAAAAGGGGGAUUUGGUACUUUCUAUUUUUUUGAAAAAUAAGAGAGGGAAGUGAUUCCAACAAUUGGCCUCCCUGGUGUGUGUAGGAAGUGAUUCCAACAAUCCUCCUUGUACUUGCUGCUCCACCUUGUCUUGUUGACACACAAGACAAGUCUUCACACAUGCGAAAUAAAGCGAAAUAAAAUGGUUCUAAAUGCCAUAGAAAGCAUUGGUUCAA
This is a messenger RNA of Tripterygium wilfordii, 5286 nucleotides long. RefSeq lists its product as uncharacterized. NCBI's taxonomy places the organism in Eukaryota, Viridiplantae, Streptophyta, Magnoliopsida, Celastrales, Celastraceae. Bases 2366 to 4882 code for a protein of 838 amino acids. Gene Ontology annotation, biological process: regulation of transcription by RNA polymerase II. Gene Ontology annotation, cellular component: piccolo histone acetyltransferase complex. The record is from RefSeq and is a predicted model, not a curated record. The transcript is spliced from 6 exons.